Molecule: messenger RNA, 1856 nt
Organism: Hibiscus syriacus
Lineage: Eukaryota; Viridiplantae; Streptophyta; Magnoliopsida; Malvales; Malvaceae
Product: solanesyl diphosphate synthase 1, chloroplastic-like
Exons: 6
Coding region: 350-1606 (418 amino acids)
Biological process (GO): isoprenoid biosynthetic process; plastoquinone biosynthetic process
Cellular component (GO): chloroplast
Molecular function (GO): prenyltransferase activity
Source: RefSeq, a predicted model, not a curated record
CAGCACUUGAUAAGCAGCUUAGGACAAAACUGCAAGAAAGUUUUAUGUGGGAUUUUUUCAUCCACCCAAAAUUUUUGAACACUUACUAAACUUAGGAGCACCAUUGUCCUUUUAUUUUCUUGUAAGAGAAAUGGAAGCCUUUUCUAAUUUCAACACACCUUUCGAGCUCUUUUGAACUAGCUUUUGUUGAAUACCCAGUUUUUGUUUCAGCUCGUUUUCUUCAUUUUGGUGAUUGUUUUAUGGGGAUUUGACAAGAAAGGUCGAGUCUUUAUUUCUGGGUUUUUGUCACAAAGAGUGAAACUUGACAUUUUUGCUCUCUUUUUUUUUCUGUUGGGUGCUGGUAUUAAGAAUGAUGUCAAUGACAUGCCAUAAUAUUGAUUUUGGAACAAGGGUGCUUGAUUUGGUUGCUGUUGGAUCGUCUUCUAAUGCUUCAAUUGAAAGGCACUCGGUGAAGAGUCACGGGAAAACAUUUACUAGUAAAUUCUAUGGAGCUAGAAGAAUGAUUUGUAGCAGGCAGGACAUUAGUAGAACUCGUGUGUUCUCCACAAAUACUUCUGAGGCUCUGCUUGAUGGAGUUGGUGAACGAACUGCACCAGUGUUGGAUUCGAAGAAAGAGGCUAAAAUGCCCAUUUCACUGGCUAACUUGUUUGAAGUGGUUGCUGAUGACCUCCAGACUCUAAAUCAAAAUCUCCAUUCAAUUGUUGGUGCAGAGAACCCUGUUCUAAUGUCUGCAGCCGAGCAGAUCUUUGGUGCUGGUGGUAAGAGAAUGAGACCUGCCCUGGUGUUCUUAGUUUCAAGAGCUACAGCUGAGUUAGCCGGAUUGAAGGGCCUUACAACAGAGCAUCGACGUUUGGCUGAGAUCAUUGAGAUGAUUCAUACUGCAAGCUUGAUACAUGAUGAUGUAUUAGAUGAAAGUGAUAUGCGAAGAGGAAAAGAGACUGUUCACCAACAGUAUGGCACGAGAGUAGCUAUACUGGCUGGGGACUUCAUGUUUGCUCAGUCGUCAUGGUACCUUGCAAAUCUUGAGAACAUUGAAGUCAUCAAGCUUAUCAGCCAGGUUAUUAAGGAUUUUGCAAGUGGAGAGAUUAAGCAGGCAUCAAGUUUGUUCGACUGUGAUGUCGAACUCGAGGAGUAUUUGCUAAAGAGUUACUACAAAACAGCUUCACUGAUUGCAGCUAGUACCAAAGGAGCCGCUAUUUUCAGUGGGGCAGAUCGUGGUGUCACUGAGCAAAUGUAUGAGUUUGGAAAGAAUCUUGGCCUAUCAUUCCAAGUUGUUGAUGACAUAUUGGAUUUUACACAAUCAGCAGAGCAGCUGGGGAAGCCAGCUGGUAGUGAUCUAGCAAAAGGCAACCUCACAGCACCCGUAAUUUUCGCGCUUGAAAAAGAGCCAAAACUUAGAGAAAUCAUCGAAUCUGAGUUCUGUGAGACCGGUUCCCUCGACAAAGCAAUUGAACUGGUAAAGCAGUGUGGGGGAAUCGAAAGGGCACAAGAGCUAGCAAAAGAGAAAGCCGACCUCGCAAUCAAGAAUCUCCAAUGUCUUCCUAAAAGCAAUUUUCGGUUCGCUCUUCAAGAUAUGGUGGUGUUUAAUCUUGAAAGGAUCGAUUAGUUUAGAUAAUCCAAAACAAACAGCCUCAGACAUGACAGAAAACAAGGCAUGAAGUUGAAGCCUGUACCCAUAUAGAACAACUUUUCUUAGGACUCUCACUGGUUGUAUAUUCAUACAAGGCUUUGAGCUUUGACUUGAGCUCCAAGUAUCAGUUUCUUCAAAUUAUACAUUUGUCUGAGAAACAGAAAAAAUAAUUCUGUUGAAUCGAAUUAUUGAACAAUGAAGUAUUUGAGGUCAUCAAUAUUAAGCU